UCUAACCGCCCUCGAUCUCGCACAUACUACUCUCCGUCGACCCGGCCGAGCCAAACCCAGUGGUCUAGUCGUUUGGGAUUCCCGUUCCGUCGAACACGGGCGCCCGGCAUCGUCUCUCCCACAGAUGGGGUGCUCCUCCUCUCUUGCAGGUCCCCAAUCCCUUCUUCCUUUCCCUUCCUCCUUUCUUAGGGUUUGAUCUAUCGUUCUCCGUCUUUACCCUUUGUUGAUUGCUCCAUGUCUUCGAUUCUCAGAUAGAAAUGCUGGAAGGUUGGACGGUUUGAAUAGUGAAAACUCAAUGGCCACUGAUUCAAAGAACAUUCGUGUUAAGUUGGUAUUGUUGGGUGAUUCUGGUGUUGGUAAAAGCUGCAUAGUCCUUCGGUUUGUUCGUGGCCAAUUUGAUCCUACUUCAAAGGUAACUGUUGGUGCUUCCUUCUUAUCACAAACAUUGGCAUUGGAGGACUCCACAAUAGUGAAGUUUGAAAUAUGGGAUACAGCAGGACAGGAGAGGUAUGCUUCACUGGCCCCUCUUUACUAUCGAGGAGCAGCUGUUGCAGUUGUGGUAUAUGACAUAACAAGUCAAGAAACAUUCAAAAAAGCACAGUACUGGGUCAAGGAACUUCAAAAGCAUGCAAGUCCUGGCAUCGUCAUGGCCUUGGUGGGUAAUAAGGCUGAUUUGCAUGAAAAAAGGGCUGUAUCAUCCCAGGAUGCUAUGGAAUAUGCAGAGAAAAAUGGAAUGUUCUUCAUCGAGACAUCAGCAAAGACAGCUAACAACAUCAAUCAACUCUUUCAGGAGAUUGCAAAGAGGCUUCCUCGGACAUCUUCCUAACUAUCGUGUCUGGAGAUUGAUUCUUUCUUCUUCUGACUCACCUGACAUUCCUAAUUACUGUGUAAAAUCAUAGUAUAUGAUUAUACCUGUGUAGUAGUACUCGUGUCUUUAGUUCUUCUGCUGCCUGACACAUCGUUUAAAACUAAUGGCACACCAAAUUGGGUUACAGUAUCCCCAUCCAUUAGUGACAUUUGCGUCAAUAAAAAAAAUUAGCUAUUAAUUUAGUUUAUCAAUGUAUCAUGCGAGGGAUGUUUACAGGCAAUGAUAAAGUGUGAUAAUAGUGGGGAUGGGGAAUCUGAUUAUUA
Molecule: messenger RNA, 1131 nt
Organism: Musa acuminata subsp. malaccensis (wild Malaysian banana)
Lineage: Eukaryota; Viridiplantae; Streptophyta; Magnoliopsida; Zingiberales; Musaceae
Source: RefSeq, a predicted model, not a curated record